Messenger RNA from Lactuca saligna, 369 nucleotides. Lineage: Eukaryota; Viridiplantae; Streptophyta; Magnoliopsida; Asterales; Asteraceae. The record is from the annotation of a GenBank genome assembly.
AUGAGGAAAAACAGGAAACAGAGCAUUGUGAAAGAUGGGUACGAACCCUCUGCAGACGAAGACGAAGAUAGUUAUGAGAAAUCGGACACCGAAAGAGCGGUUCCGGUGGAGAUUUUUCGUCGGAGAAACAGGGGAAAACGCCGAUUGAAGAAAAAUGGUUGUAACUCACAGGAUCCGUUGGUUGUAUGUGGUGGCGAUAUCAUGUUGAUGAUAUUGAGCUUUCUUGACGCACACAGUGUGGCUUCAUCACUUGUUGUUUCUCGUAGAUGGCGUAGAGUUGCUUCCAGUGAUACCAUUUGGUCUGAAAAGGUCGACACACUUGCUCCAACUUACUUCUGCUUUCUUCUUUUUUGUUUCUUAAAAUACUGA